Molecule: messenger RNA, 3150 nt
Organism: Camellia sinensis
Lineage: Eukaryota; Viridiplantae; Streptophyta; Magnoliopsida; Ericales; Theaceae
Gene: BGAL17
Product: beta-galactosidase 17
Biological process (GO): carbohydrate metabolic process
Molecular function (GO): beta-galactosidase activity
Source: RefSeq, a predicted model, not a curated record
GUAUAAUUGUAAAGAAUAAAGUUUUGUCGGUAUGAUUGUGAGGGAAAUGGGCCGGUUGGGCGACAUGAGAUUUGAGAAGAGGAGUGAAGGACACCCGCAGCAGUGCACAAGUGGUAGCAGCGGAAAAUCGAUCAGCUCCGACACCAAACUUUCAACAAUGGCUAGAAACCGAAGCAUCCGAACCAAAAUCUUCCUCUUCCUCCUCUUUCUCGUCGCCUUCGGAGCUUUCGCGCCCGUCUUCGCUCCCCUCCCCUCUCUCUCCUCCUCUCUCUCUUCCCACCACAAUACCAACAAAGUUAAUGUUCGAAAGUUUAAGAUUGCUGAGGACAUGUUUUGGAAAGACGGUAAACCUUUCCAAAUUAUUGGUGGAGAUUUGCAUUAUUUCCGGGUUCUCCCAGAGUACUGGGAAGAUAGGCUUUUGAGGGCAAAGGCAUUGGGCUUGAAUACCAUUCAGAUUUAUGUUCCCUGGAAUUUGCAUGAACCAAGAAAAGGGCAACUGGUUUUUGAGGGUAUUGCAGAUAUAGUCUCAUUUCUAAAGCUAUGCCAGAAGCUGGAUCUCCUAGUUAUGCUUCGACCUGGACCUUAUAUAUGUGCGGAGUGGGAUUUGGGGGGUUUCCCUGCAUGGUUACUUGCCAUAGAACCAGCUCUUACAUUAAGAUCAUCAGACCCUGCUUUCCUUGACUUGGUUGACAAGUGGUGGGGAAUACUGCUUCCACUGAUGGCCCCUCUUCUUUAUGACAACGGAGGUCCCAUUAUAAUGGUCCAGAUUGAAAAUGAAUAUGGUUCCUAUGGAGAUGACAAAGUUUACCUUCAUCAUCUGGUCACAGUAGCUCGGGGGCAUCUUGGGGAUGACACAAUUUUGUAUACUACAGAUGGAGGUUCAAGGGAAACUCUAGAGAAAGGAACCAUUCAUGGAGAUGCUGUGUUUUCAGCUGUUGACUUCACGACUGGUGAUGAGCCAUGGCCUAUUUUUAAGUUGCAAAAGGAGUUCAAUGCCCUGGGCAAAUCACCACCUCUUUCUGCGGAGUUUUAUACUGGUUGGCUUACUCACUGGGGAGAGAAUAUUGCGAAAACAGAUGCUGAUUUUACAGCAGCUGCCCUGGAAAAGAUUUUGUCAAAGAAUGGGUCAGCUGUGCUUUAUAUGGCGCAUGGUGGAACAAACUUCGGAUUUUAUAGUGGUGCUAAUACUGGUGCAAAUGAGUCUGAUUACAAGCCUGAUCUUACUUCCUAUGAUUAUGAUGCACCUAUUCAGGAAACUGGUGAUGUGGACAAUGCAAAGUUCAAAGCUCUGCGGUCGGUAAUAGAUAAAUACAGUGAAACAUCUCUUCCUUCAGUUCCUUCCAAUAAUGAAAAGACAGGAUAUGGACGUAUCCAGCUACAGAAAACUGCAUUUUUGUUUGAUACACUUAACAUCAAAGAUGCUGUUGGUGUGGCUGAAUUUGAGAGCCCAAUUUCAAUGGAGUCUGCUGGCCAGAUGUUUGGAUUUUCAUUAUAUGUAUCUGAAUAUACUGCAAACGACAAUGGAAACAUUCUGUUCAUACCAGAGGUGCAUGACAGAGCUCAAGUUUUUAUUUCAUGCCCUUCUAAAGAUGAUGCUAAAAGAUCAACAUACAUUGGUAUAAUUGAAAGAUGGUCAAAUAGACCUCUUAGUCUUCCUUAUACUGACUGCCCUUCCAACGUUAGAUUGUUUAUUCUGGUUGAAAACAUGGGUCGCGUGAAUUAUGGGUCAUUCAUAUUUGACAGGAAGGUGUCGGACACGAUACUCUUUGUUCGCAAAAGUGCUCGUGCUUCUUUGAAUGAAGGUUUGGAGAUAGUAGGGCAAAGUCUCGAAACUUCUCAAGGGGAGGUGACUUGCUUAGUGACACAGGAGGGCCAUGAUUUAUAGGAGUAGCCAGACCAUGGAGGCCAGCUUUCUCCAUUUGUGUUAAAGGACAGGUGACUGACCCUACAUGGUCUAAUAUUUUGUUAGUGGAUCAACAAAGGUGGUUAAAAUGGGGAUCCUAUGUAGGAUCGGUGAGAGGGUCUCGUGGAUCAGAUCAAGAAUUGUAAGAUUCUAUUUUGUGUUAAGGGACAGGUGAUUGACCCUACAUGGUCUAAUAUUUUGUUAGUGGAUCAACAAAGGUUGUUAAAAUCGGGAUCCUACGUAGGAUUGGUGAGUGGGUCUCGUGCAUCGGACCAAGAAUUGUAAGAUUCUAUUUUCUUUAAAAAAUAAGGUAAAAAUGCAAAUAAGGAUGAUACAUAUUAAAAAUAAGGUGAAAAAUCUCAAAUCUAGCGAUCCUACUUACGAUCCUGCACAAUUCCAUACUACACGAUCUUACUUGCAAUCCUACUAUAACACCAAUCCUACUAUAACACCAAUCCUACAAUGAUUUGAAUAAUUUUAACAAUUUAGGAUCUGGAUCGCGAUUCUAAUAACCAUGGGAUCAACCCUAACUGAUAUGGAUAUAAUAGAGUCAACAUCUUCUUAGACGCUCAUGUCACAGAAGUAGUGGAGGCGUGCUUCUUGGGUACAUAGAGGUAUGAAACGUGCCAUGUGCCUUUGUCUUUGUUGGGAGAAUGCCUUCUAGUGUUGAUCUCUCUAAAACCAUUUAAGGUGCAAGUCCCCUUAAGGGAGGAUAAGAAGCAUAUACCUUGAUGAACGGUCAACUCUAGCCACCAAAUUACGUACCCUUGAGAUACCACACAUGGAUCACAAGGGAAGGGAGUGCCCAUGCGACCCAUGACCAUACCAUCAACCCUGAAUGAGACCCUGAGCAUUGGUCUUAACGUAGGUGCAAACUUGUUCUGUCCAAUUGAAGGGAGGCCUGAGCAGAAGGAAAAUGCACUUGGGUGGAGAAUUGCUCGACCUGGUUGAGGGUGAAUCCAAGUGCAUCUGGGUGAGCAUAUCUGGUGUGCCUUUCAGAAAUUGUCCCCCUAAGCUUCUAGGUUUGAGACACCCUAUAUGGUAGCCUUGGCUGGGGUGGCUCAACCAUGGAGGGGAGAGUGCUAGAACACGUGGCAGUGUGUCAUUGGGCCAUGUGUCACAUCAGAGGCUAACACAUGUACCUAUACUCUUUUUCAUAUGGUAUUGUGUCUGUCAGGUAAUUAUCUUCUGUAAUUUGUUAAUUGCUGUUAAGAUGCUGCACUUCUAAAUUUCCAUGUCUCGAAAUU